AUGACUCUGGGACUGAGAAGAAACACCGCAGGCAACCGAUCGUCUGUCGAGGGCGACCGUCCAGACACGACCGCCGACGAUGAGACGGUCGUUGACCAGGACCAGGGCAAUGUCCUGUCGCACAUCAUCAGCCAGCUGCGACCAGGCGCCGACUUGAGCAGAGUCACGCUGCCUACCUUUAUCCUCGAGCCGCGAUCUAUGCUCGAGAGAAUCACAAACUUCAUGGCACACCCUGAGAUCCUCCUUACUCUGCCUGGCAUCGAUGACCCCGUCGAGCGCUUUGUCGCCGUCACCAAGUUUUACCUCACGNGUGUCAAGAAGCCCCUCAACCCCAUCCUCGGCGAGACCUUUACCGGAUACUGGGACUACCCGGACAACACGCGUGGAUACUACAUCUCGGAGCAGACUUCUCACCACCCUCCCAAGUCGAGCUACUUCUUCAUGGCCCCCGAGCACCACAUCCGUGUCGACGGCACCCUGAAACCACGCAGCAGAUUCUUAGGCAACUCGGUUGGCAGUUUCAUGGAGGGCAUUGCAGUCAUGCGUCUCAUGAACCGCAACGAGCGAUACUUUAUCACACAGCCCAACAUGUAUGCCAGAGGUAUCUUGUUCGGCAAGAUGAAGUACGAGCUCGGUGACCACGCCUACGUCCGCUGUCCCGAGCUGGGUCUGGAAGCUGAAAUUGACUUCAAGGUCAAGGGCUGGAUGACUGGAACAUACAACGCUAUUGGCGGCCAUAUCAAGGACACCAAGAGUGGAAAGAACCUCUUCGAGUUCAGCGGUUACUGGGAUAAGGAGAUGUACAUCAAGAAUCUGACAGUAAGCUGCCUCUACUCUCCGAUAGAGUACAUACAGAUGCUAACAUACAGCAGANCCGGUAAGAAGGAGCUCAUUUUCGAUGCCACCCACGCAAAACCCUCGUACCCCAAGGCCCGUCCCCUCGAGGAGCAAGGAGACCGCGAAUCGCAGAGACUAUGGGACAAGGUCACCAAAGCCAUCAAGGUGGCCGACCAAAGGGUUGCUACCGAUGAGAAGUCCUUCAUCGAAGAUCGCCAGCGUGCAGAGGCUGCAGAACGUGGAGAGCACGGAGAGUGGCACCCCAAACUCUUCCGUGCAACAAGAGCUGGUGCAAGCCAGGGUCCAGGCGAUAUGGACGGCGAGGAGAACCUCGACUGGGUCAUUGAUGCCACCAUUGACGGCAAAACACCCGAUGAGAUUGUAAAGCAGGUCCUCGCCAUCGCACCCAUUCUACCAGGUCAANAAGCCCAAGCCCAGGCACAACCUCGGGCUCAGGCUCAAGCCCAGCCUCAACCUCAGGCACAACCUCAAGUACAGGCACAACCUAGACAAGAGACUGCUCAAGCAACUCCUGCACCUGCCGCCAUACCCCAGCCACAGUCUUUCCAACAGCUCCAGAUGAACCAACCAAUUCAACAGUCGCAACCAGCACCAUCAUCGGGACCCAGCAACCUUGUAGACUUUGGCCAUGCAGGUGGUGUCGCCCCCAGCCAACCGGCUCAACAACACACCUCGCCUCUGAACACCAUGGGCGACCUCAAGGAGCCAUUGCAGCCCGUCAUUCACCGUCAAGAUAGCGUCGAAGGUAUCGACGAGACUUUCCACGAUGCCGAUUCAUAG
This is a messenger RNA of Aureobasidium uvarum, 1638 nucleotides long. The record is from the annotation of a GenBank genome assembly. NCBI's taxonomy places the organism in Eukaryota, Fungi, Ascomycota, Dothideomycetes, Dothideales, Saccotheciaceae.